AUGGAAACCAGGACAGUAAUGCAUCGAGAGCAGGAGGACGAGUCGUCCCACAUGUCUCAAGGCAUAAAGGUGUCCUCGCAAAGAAACAAGAAGACCUUCACCUCCAGUGACGAAGAAGUCCUCUACUCUGAAAUCUUUCCUGUCAUCCCUGCUGAUGUGAUGUCCGUUAAGGAGACCCUGAACAUGGAAAGCCUUCCCUGCCACAGGACAUGGGAGAUCCUGAGGGAAACUCGAGCGGCUGGGGAAUGCUAUCAACGGGACAAGUGGACAAUGUUUGGGAACGAGGCGGAGAAGCUGGAGGUGGGAAUGAUCCAGAGCCGACGUCUGCUACGCACCCGGGUAGACAAAAUGGCACUUCGGAAAGCGGCUCAAAAGAAGGCGUGCGAGCACUUGGAUUAUCUGGAGCGUCUAAGUCAGAAGGUGCCAGACUUCGGCGUUCCCCUGAGGGCUCACACUGUCUGGGAGGGCAUGACUGUGCAGCUCGCCUGUGUGGUCCAGGGAUGCCCACCCCCGCAGGUCACAUGGUACAAAGACGGUGCGCUGCUGACGAAGCCUAAGAUGCCGUGGAAUUACAGCCUUCAGCAAGCGUUUGGUCUUAAUUACCUUGAGAUCAGACGAUGCUCUCCUGAUGACGCCGGCGUAUACAAAGUGGUAGCCAAGAGUCGACUGGGUGAAGCAAUGACCUUCGCUACAGUUGUGGUGAACUCGUAUAAAGGAGCCACGGCUGGUACGGACGAUUUCCGGACUCUGGCUUCGCAGCAAGCUAGCUUUGCUACCACCUUUCCACCAACGUGGGUAACAGAAGGCGAGAGUCUGACCCUGAACUGUUCCUUCACUUCUCCACUGCUGCCCUUCCAGUGGGAUGUCACCUGGUUCAGAGAUGGGAGACAGCUCCUCCAAUCUUGCGACGUCGACAUAAAGACUACUGAAAACACAGCUUCUAUUACACUAAGCGCUGUAUACAAGGAGCAUGAAGGAGUUUACACAGUCCAUUUGAAGACCUGCGAUGGAGUUUUGGAAUCUAGUGCCUAUGUCUACGUCGAAGAUGCCUCAGCCCCAGUAGUUGGAUGCCCUGCGUCUCCCCUGCUGGUCAAAGUAUCCGAUGUCAACAAGGACUACGUCUUCUUGACCUGGCAGCCGCCAAGUGCCGAUGGAUCAUCACCAAUCGAGGGCUAUUAUAUCGAGCGGUGUGACCUCAGCCAGGGUCAGUGGGUGCGCUGCAAUGAGAACCCUCAGAAAGAAUGUCGCUAUCCGGUGUUCGGGCUUAAAGAAGGAGCCAGGUACCAGUUCAGAGUUCGGGCCGUCAACCAAGCUGGAGUUGGUCGACCUUCUAAGGCGACUGAGCCCAUUCUCACUGAGGACCCACUGCAAAAUGAGAGGACCAUGGUGGUCAAAGUGCACAGAGGAAAGACGGUCGUCAUCUCAAAAGAUGAACUUGAAGGUCAGAUCCGUACUCCCCUCCCUCCCACCAAUGUCCACGCCUGUGAGCUGAGCGACACAUAUGCAGUGCUGAGCUGGACUGAGCCGGAACCCCGAGGGAAGGAGCCGCUCACCUUCUACGUGGAGCGGUCACAGGAAGGGAAGAGCAGCUGGGAAAUGGCUAGCCUGGAUGCAGUGGUCAACUCUCCUAGGUUUCCUGUUUUUGACCUGGUCAAGGGAAUGCAAUACCGCUUCCGAGUGCGCUCCGUCAACAAGUACGGGGUCAGUGAGCCGUCAGAGCCGAGCGACCUGAUCUGCUUGGGAAAACCGCAAAGUGUCCCUGCCCCACCUUCCAACAUAAUGGUCUUCCGAGACACAGACACCUCUGUGUUGCUUAAGUGGCAGGAGCCCAAAAACAAGGAGGGCAUUCUGGGAUAUUACCUCUACUGCAGCGAAAAGGGCAAACAGGAGUGGAAGGUCAUCAACAACAAACCCGUUACCAACCCCAGGUUUACAGUCCACGGCCUCCAGACUCGUAAAGAAUACGUGUUCAGGGUGAAGUCGGUGAGUGGAGCAGGGAACAGCGCCUACUCGGUGGAGUCGGAACCCAUCCUGGUUAAAGCUGCCAUUCGUAAGUGUGUCCCCUCGGCUCCUUCGGCCAUCGCUUUGUUGAUGUGCACAGGCUCGGAGAUGGUUUUGGGUUGGAGGCGGCCUCGGUUUGACGGCGGCGACCCUGUGCGGGGUUACUACCUGGACAGGCGGGAGGCGGGCACUGAAAUGUGGCGGGAGGUCAACGUGAAGGCGUAUAGAGAGAGGCGAGCCACGGUUUCCAACCUGACCGGGGGGCUUUGGUACCAGUUCCGCGUGUAUGCUGCCAACAUGGUUGGCGUGGGGAAGCCGUCGGAUGCCAGUGAGGCUUUUCUGUGUGAGGAGUGGACUAUGCCAGAGCCAGGUUGUCCCUUUGACGUGGAAGUCCGCGAGGCUAGGGACCACUCUUUAGUGCUCCUGUGGGCCGCGCCGCUCUACGAAGGCCGGGGACCCGUUACGGGAUAUUUAUUGGAAAUCAGCCUGGGCGACCAAUCCGACGAAUGGACUGCUGUGAAUGCCAAGCCGGUUACAGACACGUAUUAUAAGGUUUCGGGUCUUCAGCCGGGUCAAACUUACCGUCUUCGUGUGUCUGCUGUCAAUGAGGCGGGAACGGGUGCUGCCUCCCUCCCUUCGGAGCCGGUCGUGGCACAGACCUCGCCAGACACCAAAGACAUAGAAGUGGGUGUCGAUGACGACGGCUUCAUCUACUUGGCUUACGAAUGCGAUCACGUAGUCGACGGCAACGUGGGACUCUGGAACAAAAAUUACACGGAGCCAAUCGACGGGGCGAGAGCUCAGACGGACAACAAGGACGGCAGGUCUGUCCUCACCUUCCGCGACCCCUCUGAAGAAGACUUGGGUCUCUACACCGUGGAGAUGAGCGACGAUCCUAGCUUGUCAUCCAGCCACCUGCUCACUGCUGAAGACCUUGAACGCCUCAAAGAGCUCAGCCAGCAAGUCAGAAAUCCACUGAUCACGCUGAAGUCUGGCUGGAACGUGGACGUUUCCGAGACGGGCGGCGUGCGUCUGUGGCUUCAGACGGAGAGUCUGAGCGACGACGCCGAGUUGCGCGUCGUGUUCAAUGACAAAGAAAUCUCCAGCACUCCGCGGCGUACGAUUCGCUUUGACAAGGCAGGCGGUCUGGUGGAGGUACUGAUGGAUCGGAUCAGCCACGAUGACGAAGGCUCAUACACGGCCCAGCUGCGGGACGGACGCGCCAGGAAUCAAUUCACGUUGGUCUUGGUGGAUCAAAAAUUCCGCGAACUUCUGGCCCUGGCAAACGCCAAGCGACGUGACCACGAGAGAAAGAGCGGGCCAUACUUCGAGGAGUUCUUGUCGUGGAACGUUAACGAGGAAUGCCAAGUGAUCAUAAAGUGCAAGGUGACAAACACAAACAAAGACUCCACUCUCAAGUGGUUCAAGGACGGCACAGCAGUGACACAGGCUGAUUAUGACUCCGCCUCUGGAUCCAGCGCACUCACCAUCCCACAGAUUGAAAAAAAGCAGGCGGGCUCGUACAAAGCAGUGGUGUCAGACGCCAGAGGAGAGGACGUCAGCACCUUGGCGUUGCGAGAUGAAGAGUACGACAAGCUCCUCCAGCAGCUGAGCAGACAAUGCGGAUUGUCAGCAGGUCCGCUGAGGGUUCAGAGCACGGCAGAAGGUUUCAGGCUCUACUGCUGCCUCACGUAUUAUAUCAGCUACUUGAAGACCACCUGGAGCUUUAAGGGGAAACAGAUGGAACCACAGUCCCGGGUCAGGAUGGGAAGCAACGUCCACACGGUUUGGAUGGACAUUUUCAACCUGACAGAGAACGACAAAGGCAAAUACACCUUGGAUAUGUUUGACGGUGUCGAGACGCAUACGCGUCACCUGGACCUGGCGGGACAAGCAUUUGCAGAUGCUUUGACGGAGCAUCAGAGGCUGAAGCAAGAAGCCGUCAUUGAGAAAAAUCGGGCCAAAGUGACUAAAGGUCUUCCAGAUGUUGUGGCUAUCAUGGAGGGAAAGUCUCUGUGCCUGACGUGCUUCAUCGAGGGCGACCCGGUCCCGGAUGUCUUCUGGCUGCGCAAUGAGCGCGAGAUCGCCGGCGAGGACCAGUACUUUAUCACCAGGGAGCCAGGCUGCAGCACCAUCACCAUCAGCGACGUCCGCACAGAAAACUCUGGCAAAUUCACCGUGCUGGUCCGCAACCGCUGCGGCUCCGAGUCGGUGGACGUGACCGUGAGCGUGUACAGGCGAGACGAGGCGCCGCCGGCAAAUGUUGUGGAGAUGGGAUUGUGA
Molecule: messenger RNA, 4284 nt
Organism: Nerophis lumbriciformis (worm pipefish)
Lineage: Eukaryota; Metazoa; Chordata; Actinopteri; Syngnathiformes; Syngnathidae
Source: RefSeq, a predicted model, not a curated record